CCUUGCUGUCACAUAUUGAUUUUGCUCUCAAAGAUGGCGAGCAACGAUAGCAGGCAAGCCCCAGUUGCCACAUACACACCAGCAACGAGAACAAAUCCCGGGCUACUGCAUAUAACCCCGCAUGGUCUGACCAUCACCGGAGAUGUCAUUUUGAGCUUCGUCUGCGUCGAAGGCGAGCGCCGACAUACAAUGAGGAAGAGUCUAAGAUGAUGUCAUGCGGAGGAAUUUCAAACCUUCAAACCUACUUCCGAUCGCUUCAUUUGGUGUUCAUUUUCAGGUGCUGCGUCUGUUUCAUAUGCAUAUAUGUGUGCAAGUGCUUUCUCUUUCUUUUUUACUUGUGUUUCUUUCUUCUUCACUGAGUCAUAUCUUUGCUCUAGAUACUGUUAUAGAUCUAGAGUUACCACAUGUUUCAUUUUGUAUGGACUCACAUACCUACGGGUUUUGUAUAUCUGUUGACGUUUGUCACGUCAGAUUUGUGAUAGGCCGCUCUUGCAGAGACUACUAUCAUAUGCAUAAACUUAAACUUGAAGCACGCGAUCCCAUCAUGCUGCGUACUUGUUCGCUGAGAUGGCAUACCUCGUGCUACCCACGUCCCUUUUUUAUCCCAAUCCGCAGGAACGGCUGUCUUUUUCCUAUCUGUCUGUCUACGGGAGAACUGGCAGGCCCAGAAUAAAGAGCGUGAGCUGAUUCAAUCCCUAACUACUAACGUUUUAUACACAAGCCUGCUAAAAAAAACAUAAACCCUAUGUCGGACCAUAACCCAGCUGUUCGCGGAGAACGCCACCUUGAGUCACGAAUGCA
Suillus plorans is the source of this 801-nucleotide messenger RNA. RefSeq lists its product as uncharacterized. The coding region runs from base 215 to 673 and encodes 152 amino acids. Lineage: Eukaryota; Fungi; Basidiomycota; Agaricomycetes; Boletales; Suillaceae. The transcript has a single exon. The record is from RefSeq and is a predicted model, not a curated record.